Malaclemys terrapin pileata is the source of this 3315-nucleotide messenger RNA. Its product is annotated as uridine-cytidine kinase-like 1. Gene Ontology annotation, cellular component: cytoplasm. Gene Ontology annotation, molecular function: ATP binding; kinase activity. The coding region runs from base 463 to 1887 and encodes 474 amino acids. The transcript has 8 exons. Lineage: Eukaryota; Metazoa; Chordata; Testudines; Emydidae. The record is from RefSeq and is a predicted model, not a curated record.
UGGGUGCAGUGCGGCCCUCUCCUCUCGCACCUCAGCCCAGGGCGCAGUGCGGGGACGGGGAGCAGCCCAGUCCUGGCCCUGGGGCGCAGUGCGGGACAGGGGCGGGGAGCAGCCAGCCAGGCCUGGCCCCGGGGCGCAGUGCGGGGCGGGGGCGGGGAGCAGGCAGCCAGGCCUGGCCCCGGGGCGCAGUGCGGGACGGGGGCGGGGAGCAGGCAGCCAGGCCUGGCCCCGGGGCGCAGUGCGGGACGGGGGCGGGGAGCAGCCAGCCAGGCCUGGCCCCGGGGCGCAGUGCGGGGCGGGGAGCAGCCAGCCAGACAAGGCGUGGGGAGCACCGGCCCCACUGAAGGGUGGCAGUGCUAGUGGCCACUCGAUUCCCGUGGCGCAUGGCGUGCGUAGACUCCCUGCUGCUGCUCCUGUAGCCAGCUCCCUGGGAGCCCCGCACCCGCCACCUGCCCACCGGGGAUGGCUCGAGCCCCUCCGCAGCGUGUGCUGGGGUCCCCCAGGGGCCUGUGCUUUGCGCGGCUGAGCCCACGGCUGGGUGGCCUGCAGCACGGGAGCUGCCGAUCCCGUCCCCUCUGGAGUCGGAGGGGCUCCCCGAGCCCGGAGAGCUGCUGUGGCUUGCUGGCAGCUUGGGCACAGCUCCCCGGAGGGAGGUGCAGGGCACAGGUCCCGGCGCCUCCUCUUGGGCAGCCGAGUGGAGUGUGUGUAUGCGAGGGGGGGUCUGGCCGCUCUCCUUGCUGUCGCACCGGGCCAGGCUGUGCUGCUGAGUCGGGGGGCUCAGAUGCUGGGGGGGGCUGGAAAGGGGCAGCAGCCCCAGGCCACACUCCCACGCGGGGGACGCAGCGCUGCUGGGCAUGCUCUGCUCAGACACUGCCGUGCUGCUGCCACCACUGCUGCUGGGGGCGGGGGGGGCCCUCCAUGGCCACCUGCUGGGGCCAGGCUGCUCCACCCCCCUCCCUGUCCCUGCCGCCAGGUGCUUCCAGCAGCUUCUCCCCUCGGGUCCUGUUGGGCUGCCCCCCUCUCCCCCGGCACCCUGUGUCCACAGCAGGAAGGUGCCGCUGCCUGCUGCCCUCUAAUGCCCGUUUGUCUCUCUUUUGUCCCCCUGUCGUGCCCUCCCCUGUCCCUGUUGGCCCGCGGUGUCUGCACCAGAGGAAGCUGCGCUGGGAUAUAGCGGCCCUGGCCUCUGCCCACCAAGGGCAGCCGCUGCCCAAGUCACUGAGUGUCCUCGAGAGCACGCCGCAGGUGCGAGGCAUGCACACCAUCAUCAGGAACAAGGACACAACCAGAGAUGAAUUCAUCUUCUAUUCCAAGCGCCUGAUGAGGUUGCUGAUUGAACAUGCCCUCUCCUUCCUGCCACUCAACCCAGUGACGGUGGAGACGCCUCAGGGGACUGUGUAUGAAGGGAAGCGGUUCCACAGGCAGCGGAUCACAGGUGUGUCCAUCCUGCGGGCGGGGGAGACCAUGGAGCAGGCGCUCACUGCUGUCUGCAAAGACAUUCGACUGGGCAAGAUUCUGAUCCAGACCAACCACGACACAGGGGAGCCUGAGCUUCACUAUCUGCGGCUCCCCAAGGAGAUCAGCGAAGAUUAUGUCAUCCUGAUGGACAGCACCGUGUCCACGGGGGCUGCAGCCAUGAUGGCCGUGCGCGUCCUGCUGGAUCACGAUGUCCACGAAGAGAAGAUCUUCCUGCUGUCCCUGCUGAUGGCGGAGAUGGGGGUUCACUCCGUGGCCUACGCCUUCCCCCGUGUCCGCAUCAUCACCACAGCCGUGGACAAGAGGGUCAACGAGGAAUUCCACAUCAUCCCUGGCAUCGGUAACUUUGGAGACAGGUACUUUGGUACUGAUGCCCCCUCCGCCUGGUGUGAGAGUGAGAGCACGGACUACUGAGCUGGCCUCCCUGCCUGCCAGCCUUGCCCCCACUGCCUCCUCCCUCCCUCCAGCCUUGCCCUUCUGCUCCCCCAGGAUGGCCCCACCCUGCUGGCCUCACAGGGCCCUGAUGCUACUUCCCUCUGGACCACAUGCUGUCGGGCGGGCAGCUAUUUGGAAACUGCCCACCAGUGCCUCCAGUGUGCAUGCAAGGCAGAGACUGCCUGUGGCCUGCAGUGUCCGCACGCUGGCUACACACUCCUCGUGCCUCCCUCUGGUUGGUGGGUGGAGCGGGAGUCAGAUUCUCCCUCUGGCCCCACAUGGAUGUGGGUGCAUGUGGAGUGGUGGAGGUGGUAAGGGACUCUCCCUAUGGCCUGGAAGGGGCGAGGUGAGGCCCGUGCACUGGCUGGGGCAGGCACUCUGUUUAUUUGCUCAGAGCAGUUACUCCCCCCAUGUUCCAGCUCAUGGGCCAGCUACUUGAAAAAUUGUCAGGGACCAAGGAUCAAAUGGAAGGGAACAGCCCCGUCUCCCUCAACCCCCAGCUCUACUCUUCCCCUCCCCCCCCCUCCCCAGUGCCCUGAUAGUCCUGAAUGUGGGGCAGGGCCCUGGGGCUCUUUAGCCUGGAGCAGUCUGGUGCUGGAAGGGAUCUAGGGCUGGUGCAGAAUAGGAGGUGCCCUCGCAUUCCAGCGCACGGGCCAGGUUCAUGAGUCUGGCAGCUCUGUCUUCUGUGGGGCGCUGGCCAUGGGUGGGCGGUCAGGGCCAGCUCUGCUGGAGACGCUCAGCCUGUCCGGGAGGCAGGUGGGGGAUUGCAGUUCAUCCCUCCACGGGUGUGGGCUUGGGAGGAGACCCUGAGCUCCUUCCUUGACUCCUGUCUUGUGCUCAGGGCAGGAUAGCUACUUGUCGUAGAAGCUGCUCCAAGGGGGAGCACGGCAAGGCGUUCUUAACGUGUUUCACCAUCCCCCCCUCCGAGCCCCUCCCCGCAAUGCUGCCUCCUUGCCCGGGGCAUGGGGAGACGGCUGCUGUGCCAGCGCUGGCUCAUCCAUUACUUCAAUGCACAGGAAAUCAGGACCACAGAGUGGGACAAGAGGAUUUCCGUCUCCUCGGAGAGCUGGUUUCAGUGGGGUCUCCCAUGGCCACGCACGGUGCUAGAAGCCAGAGGCUGCCUCGUGUCUUGCUGGGGCUGUGGGCCCGGGCCCAGGAAUGGUGGCAGCGGCACGCUGGUGGGGCAUGCGUUUCUUGGUCCUGUACUGAGACUGGCAAGGGCACGCGAGGCUUCUGCAGGAUCUCUUCAGCCCGCCUGACAUGCCUGGGAAAGGGCAGAUGCCCCAGCGCCUGGUUCCUGCAAGCAGCUCUUCGCCAGCCCCGGGAGCGGGCGCCCCCUGCUCUGCCCGUGCAAUGCUGUACAGGGCGGCCUUCCUUGUGUUCGCACUAAUAAAGGGUCUGCCCGGA